UGAUGUUAGAAUAUUUUUCAGGGUUAAAAAGACGAUGAUUAAAACAUUUUAAUUGGCAUUUAGUUGAUUCUCAUGAUGAGGAUGACUGUCAAAAAUAAGGAUUUGAAAAAUAAUGACACAUUUGGACCUGAUUCAAAAUGUGAUGGAAACAAAGCUAUUGAAAACUCCUUUGUUAUUUUAAAGGUUACUUAGAAGUUUCUCAUUGUACCUGCCGAGAAGUAAAUUGGACCUAGACAUACUUCUGCUUGAGAAUAUGAAACAAAAGGAAGAACACAUAUGGAUUUAAAAUUAUUGUAUUUAUCACAUUGUUAUCAUUCGAGAAGCACUGGGGAAAAUAGUUUGCUUCGUUAUUCAUCAUAGAGCUACUAAAAAUUGUUUCUGAUGCAGCUAAGAAAAAUGCAGACCAUUAAAAAAGAAGCACCUGUUGACACAAGUAGCAACGUGGACAAAAUCAUGGUACUUAAGUCUACUUUAACAGAUGGGUCUGAAGAUUUGUCUGCAAAUGAAGACAUUCUACUUACUGAAGCAAAUCAUGGAAAGAGCAAAUCUUCAGCAUGCCGGAGAAAGCGAGAAUUCAUUCCAGAUGAAAAGAAAGAUGCUAUGUAUUGGGAAAAAAGGCGGAAAAAUAAUGAAGCUGCCAAAAGAUCUCGUGAAAAACGACGACUGAAUGACCUUGUCUUAGAGAACAAGCUAAUUGCAUUGGGAGAGGAGAAUGCCACUUUAAAAACAGAGCUGCUUUCAUUGAAGUUAAAGUUCGGUUUAAUUAGCUCUGCAGCCUAUGCCCAAGAGAUACAGAAGCUCAGUAGUUCAACAGCAGUGUAUUUCCAAGACUAUCAAACUUCCAAAUCAAAUAUUAACUCAUUUGUGGAUGAGCAUGAACCGUCUAUAGUGGGUAGUAGUUGUAUUUCUGUCAUCAAACACUCUCCACAGAGCUCCUUGUCUGAUGUGUCUGAAAUAUCCUCAGUGGAGCCUACUCCGCCAAAUCAUAUACAGAAUAAUUGUGGAAGUCCUGAAAAUAAAUUUCAAAUUAUAAAGCAGGAGCCUAUGGAAUUGGAGAGAGAGCCAAGAGCCACAGCCAUGUAUCCUAACUACAUGGGAAAUUCCUUUAAUUUGUACUCACAUUCCCCUCCCCUGUUGCAAGUGAAUAGGUCCUCCAGUAAUUCUCCAAGAACUUCAGAAGCUGAUGAUGGUGUUGUUGGGAAGUCAUCAGAUGGAGAAGAUGAGCAGCAGGUUCCCAAAGGUCCAAUCCAUUCCCCAGUUGAACAUAAAAAUAUUCAUGCAACAGUGAAAGUUCCCGAGGUGAACUCUUCUGCGCUGCCUCACAAGCUUCGAAUUAAGGCCAAAGCCAUGCAAAUCAAAGUGGAAGCAAUGGAUAACGAUUAUGAUGCUACACAGAAACUAUCAUCACCUAUUGACAUGUCAUCUAAAAGACAUUUUGAACUUGAAAAACAUAGUGUACAAAAUUUGGUACAUUCUUCUCACACUCCUUUCUCUGUUCAAGUGACUAAUAUCCAAGACUGGUCUCACUGGCAUCAGAAGGAACUGAAUGUAAAAAUUCAGAGUGGUUGCAAAACUGGAGUUGUUGAAAUAAAAGACAAUAUCUACAAUGUCUCUGAGUCAGAGAACCUGUAUUUGAAGCAGGGCAUAGCAAACUUAUCUGCAGAGGUUGCUUCGCUUAAGAGACUUAUAACUACACAACAAAUCUCUGCUUCAGACUCUGGUUAAGUUACUACUGAAUAAAAGCUUAUUGUUUUAAAGGAUGUCAUUUGCAGUAGAUCAAUAUGUUUUGUAUUAUGCUGAAUUUUCACUGGACUUGUGAUGUCAUUUCGACAUAUUUUUCACAUAAUGACUGAUGGAUGGUGUCUUUUUGUGCACAAAUUAUUAUGAAGACUACAUUGUGUUACAGUCACUAUGCCUUGUGUAUAGUCAAGUAGCCUGUACAAAGACUGUAUAUAGUGAACAUUAUUUUCUU
Messenger RNA from Alligator sinensis (Chinese alligator), 1972 nucleotides. It is a transcript of the gene NFIL3, whose product is annotated as nuclear factor, interleukin 3 regulated. Gene Ontology annotation, molecular function: DNA binding; DNA-binding transcription factor activity. Gene Ontology annotation, biological process: DNA-templated transcription; circadian rhythm; regulation of DNA-templated transcription. NCBI's taxonomy places the organism in Eukaryota, Metazoa, Chordata, Crocodylia, Alligatoridae. The record is from RefSeq and is a predicted model, not a curated record. The transcript has 2 exons. Gene Ontology annotation, cellular component: nucleus. Bases 382 to 1725 code for a protein of 447 amino acids.